Molecule: messenger RNA, 2198 nt
Organism: Pseudonaja textilis
Lineage: Eukaryota; Metazoa; Chordata; Lepidosauria; Squamata; Elapidae
Source: RefSeq, a predicted model, not a curated record
UGUCGUCUCUCUCUCUCCCUCUCUUUCCCUCUCUCUCUCCCACUCUCUCUCUCCAAGUAGGAGGCGCUGGUUGCCCGGAUGUUCCUGUUGCUGCUGCGGCGGCGGCGGCGGCGCCCGUGGCCGGGUCGUCACCGGGGGGGCGCGGAGCGGCUGGGCCCAACAUGGCUUCCCCGGCGGCCCUGAGGAGAAACCUGAAAAAAAAAAGAGAGAGAGUGAGGACACCUGUUUUGGCUGUGAGGCAUGGACUGAAAAAUAAACUCUAGGAGAAAACUUGCCCUAUUAAGAGCCACAAAUGAAAUCUCUUUGCUGGGGCAGGGACUGUUUCUCUUUUUAAACCGAUUUGAACAUGUGUAUGUUUACACCUGAUCCUUUGUGCCCUAUCACUUAUGCAAGACAUGUCCACGCAGGAAUCUCAGGAGAAUAACAAAGACCUAAGUGCCCCAGGUGAAGGAGAGCCGCCGUCCCCUCCGUUCCCCUGGAUGCUGGGCGGCCGGGGCCGGUUCUCGCCGUCGCCCAAGAUGGCAACCUUGAAACGGAGCCACCAGCAAGCCUGGCCGGAGGAGGAGGGGGACUGGGAGCACGGCCUCUACAGCCUCCACCGCAUGUUUGACAUUGUGGGCACCCACCUGACUCACCGCGACGUCCGCGUGCUGUCGUUCCUCUUCGUGGACGUCAUCGACGACUACGAGCGGGGCAUGAUCCGCAGCGGGCGGGACUUCCUCCUGGCGCUAGAGCGACAGGGCCGCUGCGACGAGACCAACUUCCGCCAGGUGCUGCAGCUGUUGAGGAUCAUCACUCGCCAUGACCUGUUGCCCUACGUCACCUUGAAGAGGAGGAAGGCUGUAUGCCCGGACCUCGUCGAUAAGUAUCUCGAAGAGACUUCAAUUCGCUAUGUGACACCCCGAGCCCAUAGCGGUACGGAGCAUGGUCCUGUGCACCAACACAAAUCUGUGCCUCCCCACCACCCGUUGGUCUGCUGCUCCUCUUCGGGUCCCCAGAUCUGCACCAAGCGGUCCGGCCGGGGAAGGGCGCUACUCGGGAACCAGCGGAAAAGGAGGAAGUCUGUGACGCCGGAUCCGAAGGACAAACAGACCUGCGAUAUCCGCCUCCGAGUCCGGGCCGAAUACUGCCAGCACGAGACGGCCCUGGAGGGCAACGUCUUCUCCAACAAGCAGGACCCCCUGGAGCGCCAGUUUGAACGUUUCAGCCAGGCCAACACGAUCCUGAAGUCGCGGGACCUGGGCUCCAUCAUCUGCGACAUCAAGUUCUCGGAGCUGACGUACCUGGACGCCUUCUGGCGCGACUACAUCAAUGGCUCCUUGCUGGAGGCGCUGAAGGGCGUCUUCAUCACAGACUCGCUCAAGCAGGCCGUGGGCCACGAGGCCAUCAAACUCCUGGUCAAUGUGGAUGAAGAGGAUUACGAGGUGGGCCGCCAGAAACUCCUGAGGAACUUGAUGCUGCAGACGGCCCCUUGAACCCCGGCGGUGGAUAGUUCGUGGGGGGGUUUUUUUUGGGGGUGGUUCUCCCCCCUCCUCUUUUUUUGUUUUUCUUCCGGCCCCGCCUCUCCUUGGGAGGAAUAUUUUUCUUUUCUUUCUUAUUUUUUUCUUUUUUUUUGGCAAAAAAUUAUUUUCCUUAAAGAAAAGGGAGCGGGGAGAGAACGGGGGAUUAUAUCUCCGAGGAACAAAAUCGGUCACCUAUACGGAACGAAGUCUUUUUUUGCGUGGGAGGAUAUACUGGUUUUUUUGUUUUUUUUCCCCUUCUUCCCCCCCCAGCGGGGAACUGGAAGUGGGGAGUCGGAGGAGAGGCCGGUCUCACACCUCUGCCUCGAGGGGGAGCCCCUUUUCCCCUGGGCUCGCUGAGCAUCGGUGGGGGGGCGAGACCUCCCCCCCCAAAAGGUGUCCGGCGGUCCUUUCUUCCCGCCUGCCCCUCUUGUGCUGUCCGGCUUUUCCGUCGUUCCAGUGUCGUUGCCCUCGAUUCAUUUGCCCACCGUCGCCCCACACAACGCAGGCCCCCCGAAGGCAGGCCCCCCUCGAUUCAUCAUCCCCUUUCCUAUUCAAAAAAGCUCGUUCUUGCCCCCCAUUCCUGUCUCUCUGCAAGGGAAGUGGGGGGGGCGGAAAGGGAGGCCUUGGCUCCCGGGGAGGGGAGGGGGCUCGGCCCCCCCAUCAGGGGUGGGCUGGGGUGUCUUUUUCUCUUUUUUA